CAAGCGAUCGCGUGAGUCUGUGGACAGUGAUCGCACGUAAAUGACGCAGGAUUUUGCGUAGAGCUGCAGCAGUGAAUGGAGCCUCAUAAAAUGGCGGAUCGCGGUGAAGAUGUAGAUGCAGAGAGUGAAGAUGAAUUAUAUGAGGUGGUUAACAUCACAGAUUAUGCCAGGAGGCAUCAAUGGUGGAGUCGUGUUUUUGGGAACAGUACGGGACCCAUUGCAGAAAAGUACUCUGUGGCUUCACAGAUCAUGAUGGGUGGAGUAACAGGAUGGUGCGCUGGUUAUCUCUUUCAGAGAGUUGGAAAAAUUGUGGCUACUGCUGUUGGAGGGGGAUUUCUUUUGUUACAAAUUGCCAACCACAGUGGCUAUGUGCAGGUUGACUGGAGAAAAGUGGAAAAGGAUGUGAAUAAAGCUAAAAAGCAUUUGAAGAAAAAGGCAAACAAAGCAGCCCCUGAGCUCAAUUCCUUUAUAGAAGACUCAACAGAAUUUGUGAAGAGGAACAUUGUUAUCUCGGGUGGAUUUGUUGGAGGAUUUCUGCUGGGCUUGGCGUCCUAAAUGAAACCUGGAUCUACUGUUUUGCCACUGAUAUAAGUAGUUUGCACAUUAAUAUUAUCCCCUGUCUCUGUAUCACAGCGAUACAACACUGAAACCUGAUGUAUUGUCAAAGCAGCCAGUGCAAUGGACGUUUGCUGAACUGUUGUUCUAAAUAUAAUCCUCUGAAAUGUCGUUCUUAACUGUACAUAGCUUAAUCAUUCUGAUGGAGAGCGAGAUACUGUGCCAAUAACUUAAUAGAAAAUUGGUGGUGUGGUUUUAUUUUAUUUUUAAUUUUAUUUCACCUACUUCUAAUGAUGUCUGUUACAUAUACAACUACUAAAGUGUUUCUUAUUAUAUUUAGUUUUUGACAAUACACUUUUUUGAGUUAGUUGUAUAAUUUCCUUAAUUUUUACUUGUCCAGAAGCAUGUAUUGUUUUUUGUUGAUUGUUUUACUUUGUGAUUAAUUUGUUUUUAAAUAUACAAAACAACCCACCAAUAACAUGUAUGUGGAAGUAAUAAAAAUGAUGUCUUUCUGGUUA
Molecule: messenger RNA, 1073 nt
Organism: Labeo rohita (rohu)
Lineage: Eukaryota; Metazoa; Chordata; Actinopteri; Cypriniformes; Cyprinidae
Gene: fundc1
Product: FUN14 domain containing 1
Exons: 5
Coding region: 76-555 (159 amino acids)
Biological process (GO): autophagy of mitochondrion
Cellular component (GO): mitochondrial outer membrane
Source: RefSeq, a predicted model, not a curated record